This is a messenger RNA of Medicago truncatula (barrel medic), 2104 nucleotides long. RefSeq names its product aspartic proteinase PCS1. NCBI's taxonomy places the organism in Eukaryota, Viridiplantae, Streptophyta, Magnoliopsida, Fabales, Fabaceae. The transcript has a single exon. Gene Ontology annotation, biological process: proteolysis. Gene Ontology annotation, molecular function: aspartic-type endopeptidase activity. The record is from RefSeq and is a predicted model, not a curated record. Bases 219 to 1529 code for a protein of 436 amino acids.
CCAAAGUCUUGUACCUAUUUCUUAGAUCUUUUUCUUGUGUAGUAAAACAAACCAUUGAGAUUCUUACUUACCUAUAAGUUAACAACAUCGUAUACUUUACUUUGUCCCUAAAAUUUACUCAAAAUCUACCAAUCAUUUAACUCAUCUCAAAACCAAAAACCAAGACAUUAUCACACAUUUGCACCAAUUUGCAUCAUUCUAAAAGGUGAAAAGCCAUAAUGAGAUGCACCAUUCUCACAAACUCAUUUCUCAAAAUUAUCAUUUUUCUCAUUCUACAAACUUUACCACUCACAACACAAACAAAGAUCUUAACUUUACCACUCAAAUCACAAGUUAUCUCAUCUGGGUAUCUUCCAAGACCACCAAACAAGCUUAGGUUUCAUCACAAUGUUAGUCUCACUGUUUCAAUUACUAUUGGCACCCCCCCACAAAACGUGUCAUUAGUCAUUGACACAGGAAGUGAACUUUCAUGGCUUCAUUGCAACAACUCAACAAACCGGGUCAUGCCUGACCCGGUUUUUAACCCGAAUUUUUCUUCUUCAUACAAACCUAUUUCUUGUUCUUCAUCUACAUGCACUACCCAAACCCGAGAUUUUCCCAUACCUGCUUCAUGCGACUCCAACAAUCAUUGCCAUGCAACUCUUUCAUACGCAGAUUUUUCUUCCUCUGAAGGGAACCUUGCUUCUGAUUCAUUCGGGUUUGGAGCAUCCGAUAACCCGGGAAUUGUAUUUGGGUGUAUGGACUCAAGCAUUAGCACAAACUCUGAUGGAGAUUUUAACACAACCGGGUUAAUGGGUAUGAAUCUCGGGUCUCUCUCUUUUGUUUCUCAGCUUAAGAUACCCAAAUUCUCAUAUUGUAUAUCGGGUUCGGAUUUCUCGGGUAUUUUGCUUCUUGGGGAAUCCAAUUUCUCAUGGGUCGGGUCGUUGAAUUAUACUCCUUUGGUUCAAAUAUCCACUCCUUUGCCCUAUUUUGAUCGGGCCGCGUACACAGUUCGGUUAAUGGGAAUUAGGGUUUCAGAGAAGUUACUUAAUUUGUCUAGUGAUAUGCUCGCUCCAGAUCAUACUGGAGCGGGUCAAACUAUGUUUGAUUUGGGUACUCAGUUUACAUUCUUACUUGGGCCGGUUUAUAGUGUGUUGAGAGAAGAGUUUCUUAAUCAAACAAAUAGUACUUUACAGGUAUUGGAUGAUCCGAAUUUUGCAUUUCAAGUAGCAAUGGAUCUUUGUUAUCGGGUUCCAUUGAACCAAUCAAAAUUACCCGAGUUGCCAAGUGUUAGUUUAGUAUUUGAUGGAGUCGAGAUGAGGGUUUCGGGCGAACAACUUUUAUAUCAGGUUCCAGGUCGGGUUGUAGGGAAUGAUUCAGUUUAUUGUUUCACAUUUGGAAACUCGGAUCUACUAGGUGUAGAGUCAUUUAUCAUUGGGCAUCACCAACAACAGAAUAUGUGGAUGGAAUUUGAUCUUGUAAAAUCUAGGGUUGGUUUGGCUCACGUACGAUGUGAUAUGGUGGGUCAAAAAGUAUUGGGUUUUGUGUAGUUAGACCCACAUGUUAUAUUGGACGGUUACUUAAUAGAUCCUUCAAAUUGCUCAAUCGAUCAGGUUGUAAUUUUUUAUCGUUGUUUUGUGCGUAAAGCAUGAUGAAAUCAUAAUUCUCAAUGAUUUUUUUUUUAAACGAAAGCAAUUUUGAAGGACCUACUAAACAACAAUGAUUUUAUUGAGGUAUGGUCCAAUUAAAGCUUAUUCAAAUUUCUGAAGUUGUGGUCCAUUCCCUUCGUGCGAUUUUAAUGAGGGGCCUCUUGGUAGAAAUCAACUUUGGACAAGGCUGUCAGGAACUUAAAAUCAACAAUCAGUCUCUUGGUUCAUACACUCUAUUAUUUUGUUACUACAUUUGAAAUUGCAAUAUUUCAGUAUAAAAAUAAAGGAAAUUGCAAAUUGUAUAUUUUCUUUUAUUUUUUGAAAAUGUACUUGUUCAUACCAAAUUAUUUGCACGAAAAGUACAAAUAUGUAGGUGGUGGUAGGCUAGGAUACAAUUACUUCUUUGCUCAUUCUCAGUUGAUAAACACUUAUUCAUGUAUAUACAUAAAUAUAGAUAAUCAUUUUUAAGUUUCUUA